AUGGCACGAAUAUUCAUCACAGGAUCAUCAGACGGCAUCGGUCUGGUAGCAGCCCAGACACUCAUCAAGAAAGGCCACACAGUAACUCUCCAUGCUCGAAACGCUCAACGCGCACAAGACGCUGAACGCGCAUGUCCAGGCUCAGCAGGGGUUCUUAUCGCCGACCUCUCAUCAAUUGCUCAAACCAAAUCCCUCGCAGCAGAAGCUAACAAAAUCGGCAAAUUCGAUACUGUGAUCCAUAAUGCUGGCAUUGGGUUCAGCCAAGGGUACAAGAAGACAGAAGACGGACUUAGCGAUGUAUUUGCCGUCAAUGCUUUGGCGCCGUAUAUCCUCACCUGUUUGAUGGAGAAACCAGGAAAUCUGGUGUAUGUGAGCAGUCAGCUACACUCCGGUGGUGAUGCUCAGUUGAGGGAUGUGGAGUGGAAGACAAAGAGAUGGAGUGGGAUGCAGGCUUAUAGUGAUUCGAAGCUCAUGAAUGUUCUGUUGGCUUUUGCGGUCGCGAGACACUGGCCAGAUGUUGCGAGUAAUGCCUUGUCGCCAGGCUGGGUAAAAACGAAGAUGGGAGGCUCAGGAGCGCCUGGCUCUUUGAGCAAAGGCGCAGAAUUGCCUGUCAGGUUAGCUGAAAGUGAUUCGAAAAAGAUUGGAAGCGGUGGAUACUAUUCUGGCUCGGGAAGAACGGAACCAAAUUCUGCGGUGAAGAAUGAGGAGACCCAAGAAGAGUUCUUGAGAGUCUGUGAGAGGAUAUCUGGUGUAAAGUUUCCAAAGUAG
Molecule: messenger RNA, 768 nt
Organism: Mollisia scopiformis
Lineage: Eukaryota; Fungi; Ascomycota; Leotiomycetes; Helotiales; Mollisiaceae
Product: putative daunorubicin C-13 ketoreductase
Exons: 2
Coding region: 1-768 (255 amino acids)
Source: RefSeq, a predicted model, not a curated record